AUGGCGGUGUAUUUUGACCACCGCGUGGACGCCCCCGAGAAUGUUGAUGUGCCGAUCACAUUGGCAUGGCACUCCACCAUUCCCAUACUGGCUGUGGCCUCAAGCAGCCGUGCAGCUGGAGGCAAUGUAGACCUCUACUUACAACAGGGGGAAUAUGUGGAAAACUGUCAUGCAGAACGUCCUCACCAGCCCACUGUGCUACGCUGGCAUCCAUCUAAGGCUGUAUUGGCACAGGGCUGGGAGAAUGGAGAAGUAGUGCUGUUGACACACCCGUCUGGAGAUCAAACAGUACUGCCCAGUGUGCAUACAGCCAGCAUCACACUGCUCGAGUGGAGCAGUUUUGGUAGCCGCUUGGUUACCGGUGAUCAGACAGGAGUUCUAGCAGUUUGGAAAUUAGAUGCCAGAGGGAGACUUCAAGGAAACCAUCUUGUAAAACAUGAAUACAACAAAGCUCUAACUUGCUGCAUCUUCAAACCUACCUCACCUGGGAUUGAUGUAGCAAAGCUGGCUCGGGCAUCAGUGAGUGGAGAUGAAAGAGCUCUGGACAUGUUCAGCUGGAAGGGCGCCCCUCUGAAGAUGGGGCCUCAGGAAGGGCUUGCAUUCUAUGUUAGCACUGCCGAUGGUAAAGUCCACAGUGUGGAUGAACACUGUAAGACAAACACGAUCCUUAGUGUCGAAAGCUCUAUCAGGAAGCUGUUUUACCUCGAGAAGAGAGAGACUCUCGCAGUGAUCACAGACACUCUAAUGCUGUCACAGUACACACUUGGACCCGAAGGUGGAGCACACGAGUAUAUGAAGGUUAAGUUGAGCAGCCAGUAUGGACAGAGUGUGGACAUCGUCUGGACGGUGAACAGCCUCCUCAUAACUGCGACAGGAGAACAAGUCAUCAGGCUGUGGGACCUGGAAAGAGAUGACAACUACAUCUUGUCUCUUGACGAGCGGCUGGGGUUUGAGAAGGGGGAGAUGAUCAACUGUGUUUCAUACUGCCCAGCAAAAGAAAUUCUGGCUGCUGGAACCUCCAGUGGGCGGAUAGCAAUGUGGAAGAUGGUGGUGCAGCCAAACAGCAACAGGGCAGACACCAAAGCCCUGUGGAAACUACAGACACCCACGGAAAUAGAGGGAAAUAUCACUCAGCUUCAAUGGGGCUCCAGCCAGAAUCUCUUGGCAGCAAACAAUUCAAAGACAGCCUUGAUCCUCUGCGAGCAUGUGAUGUCAGCUCACUUCAGUCAGCAGGUGGCAGCAGUGCAGCUUACGCCCACCCAGCUCAGCAUCACUCACUUCACCACAGGGGCGCCCCUUGCUCUCCAGUCUGAUAUGCAUAUCAAAGGAGUGUGUGUUACAAAGGACACUGUGACAGUCUGGAAUGGGAAAGUAGUCACCGUGUAUGAGCUUUCAGGAACAGUGCCCCGCAAUACAGGAUCAUUUCCUUGUGAUUCCCAUGUAGUAGCUGUACACGGUGAGAACCUCUAUACGGUCGAACCGAACAGGGUACAAAUCCGUACACCACAGGGCACAGUAAAGCAGCUCUUAACUUUCUCCAAGUCGGAGGGAAACCCCGUGCUGCUUAGUGUGUGCCAGUCUUACCUGGUAGUGGGUACAGACACGGCUCACAUUAGAGUUUUUGACCUGUCUAGAAGGGAUGCCAAAGCUCACUGCAAUGCUAAAAACGUAUCUGACCAUAUUGCCAAUCUGGGAGCUUUGAGGUCAGUUAAGUGUAAUGCCAAUGGCAGCCAAGUCAGCAUUCUAAUCUCUCAGGUAAAUGGACGACCUGAUCAUAAAGUGUACUUUUACGACAUUGAGAUGGACACUGUGAUACACUUUGACUUCUUCAUCGGCAGGCCAUCCACUGGGGUGUCGCAGCCAGAAGAAAAUGAGAAACUGCAGUUUCAGGGGACAGAAUUCAGUGGACGAUGUCCUAUGUCUCAUUUCUGGGAUGAGAGUGAACCCCGCCUUUUUGUUUGUGAGACAGUGCCCAUUAGCUCCGACUCCUCUUCAAAUAGCUCUUUGGAUUCGGUGGAUGUGUCAGUGGUGACACUCUUCUGUACACAGGAGAAUGGACUCCUCCUACAGGAUUGCUACACUAAACCCACAGGCCUGCAGGCCCUCCUUGCUCUAGAUGUGCCCUACUAUUAUUUCAGCUGCAAGCCGGGUGAGAAAGAUCCAGGCUCAACCGAGGCAUCAUCAAAUCAGACCCAGCCAGCAACAGGGGACCCGGGCCAGUUCCACCAUAUGGUGUCCAGAAGAGCUCUUAGAGACUUUGUGGGGCUGGAGAAUUGUGAGAAGUCCACUCGUGAUGCCAUGCUCAACUUCAGCUUCUAUCUGACCAUUGGUGACAUGGAUGAAGCCUUUAAGUCUAUCAAGCUCAUCAAAAGGUAG
Messenger RNA from Menidia menidia (Atlantic silverside), 2376 nucleotides. NCBI's taxonomy places the organism in Eukaryota, Metazoa, Chordata, Actinopteri, Atheriniformes, Atherinopsidae. The record is from the annotation of a GenBank genome assembly.